AAGUUAGCUGCUUAGCGAUUUCGGCGACCGCCUCGAAGCUCCGGUUUCAAACGUAUCAUUACAGACCACUGACUGACAACCCGAUGGUGCAUUAGAAACAGACUGUGUCUAUAUUGGUCUAGCAAUAUCUGCUAUGCUUGUAUUCCGGUUUAAAUUGGUUUUCCUCUCUUGCGAUAACACAUCCAAACCAGUAGGGGAAACCAGAGACAUUCUGCCCGGGAGAUACACUAGACUCUGCUUACGUCAUCCACACGCGGCAGCAGAAACGUAGAAUGCGAUUUAUGCUAAAUUGUUUUCGGUUAAAUACAUUGACUUCUGUUUUCAGAUCAAAUGAAACACGAUUUAUGUUAACGGUUGAGAAGAGUUCGUAUUUUACGGGUGAACCCAAGAAAAAGAUGCCGCCUCACAAGAAAAACGGGAUACCGGACAGAUGGGAAGACUACCAGGCCGUAGGGAAGAUUAUAUCUGGGACGCGGUUCAUCGCUUUUAAAGUCCCUCUGAAACCGUCCCUGUGUCGUCAUGUGGAACGUUCAGAGGCAUUUGGUCCAUGGGAGCUGAUGCAGACUAUGGAGAAAGACGGACAGGAGCUGGGACUGAUCAUAGACCUCACCUUUACUACACGCUACUACAAACCUGAGGACCUUCCAGACUCCGUGCUCUACCUGAAGAUUUUCACGGCUGGUCAUGAAGUUCCCAGCGAUCCCACAAUCCUUAGCUUCAAACGUGCUGUCCGCAGGUUCCUACGAGACAACACACACAACGAUAAGCUGAUCGGAGUACACUGUACUCAUGGUCUCAACAGAACAGGCUACCUGGUCUGUAGGUAUCUGAUAGAUGUAGAUGGGAUGGAUCCUAAAGAGGCUGUGGAGUUGUUUAACUCUUCGCGGGGUCACUCCAUAGAAAGAGGGAACUACCUGAAAGACCUACAGACUGGGCCAAAGAGAAGUAACGAUGGGAUGGAGGAGUCGGAGCAGGAGCCAAUCAGAGGCAGCUCUGGCAGUCAGCAUAACAUUCUCGACUAUCCUGCCCACCGCGACAGACAUUACGACAGGCAUUAUGACCACAACCAAUCUCAAUCUGUGCCUCUCCACCAGAAGGGUAUGAACCACCAGACUCACGGCCUCCCUCCUCCUCUGCCUCCGUAUGGCAUGUGGCCCCCCCACCCUAGCCUUCUCCCCCGUCCUCCUUACUUCAACAACUACCAAUGGAGACCCCCCCAGCCACAGAACAACUGGAGGAGGCCCUACCCACCAGAGGAAGACAGGAGGAGAGGGGAGGACUGGAGGUCAUCCCACUAUCACGAGAGGACGAGAAUUCGCUACCCCCCUGGCCCUUCCCCUUGCCCUGUUCUCCCCCGUUACUCCCCGAAAGGAUGGACUAAUGAGCCUGAGGGGUCUGCCUCCUCCCUCCCCUCUGAAGAGAUAAGUGGCCCACAGAGGAAAGUCCGCCCACGACACAAACACACACGCAGCAAAGACAGGACUAAAUAAAGAUGAGAGGAAAUUGGGGAGAGGAGAGAGGGGGUGUGCAGUUAGUUUUCUUUUUACUUUUUAAAAUGAAAGGUGAAGCUUCCUGGUGUGUUUGACUGCUACAGUUCCAUGGGGGCUGAAUAGUUUGAUUUGCUUUUAAAAACCGAUUUUAGGUUUUAGUUGAGAGAUGUGUUCUAUUGAGACUGAGAGAAAGGCCUUAGUUCACUUACAUAAAGUGCCUGACUGACUGUUUACUGACUGACUUACCUUGUCCCAAGGCUAUUGCGCAUAUAAGCCUGGUACAUCAACGAUUCAAAGUUGGCCUUACUGAGUAAAGUAUUUGUCUUUUUAUUUUAGCAAAUAACACGAUUGCGAAAGGUGUGGCUCUGUGCUUGUGGUGUGCUAGCAUAUGGGGGAGGGUGUUAUGAGAGAUGAUUGGUUUGUAGAUAAAGCUGAUUAAGUCAAUGCCUAUGCACCUCUAGUUUCUCCCGGUCUUUCUGUAUUAGCUAACGAAGGCCAAGUUUGACGCGUUGAUCUACCAGGCUAUUCGCGCAUUUGAGCGGAAGUGCCUGGGAACAAGAUGACUGACUGACUAUUGAUUGACUGACUGUUGGCUGACUGACUGGUUUCACAUAGACAUGAGUUGUUAAUGCCCUCUCUCAGUUCCAUGUAUGUAUCAUGUAUGACAGGCAGGUCAUGUAUGUAUGUAUAUAUGACUGUCAUUUAUGUGCUUUUCUGCUCUGAGUGUUUUUGAUCAAAUGUAGUAAAGAACAUUGGAAGCUGGAA
Molecule: messenger RNA, 2255 nt
Organism: Coregonus clupeaformis (lake whitefish)
Lineage: Eukaryota; Metazoa; Chordata; Actinopteri; Salmoniformes; Salmonidae
Product: RNA/RNP complex-1-interacting phosphatase
Exons: 10
Coding region: 273-1490 (405 amino acids)
Biological process (GO): protein dephosphorylation
Molecular function (GO): protein tyrosine/serine/threonine phosphatase activity; polynucleotide 5'-phosphatase activity
Source: RefSeq, a predicted model, not a curated record